Miscanthus lutarioriparius is the source of this 405-nucleotide messenger RNA. The record is from the annotation of a GenBank genome assembly. Lineage: Eukaryota; Viridiplantae; Streptophyta; Magnoliopsida; Poales; Poaceae.
AUGGAGAGGAAGCUUUGUCCGACAUCUCCCCGGACACUACGCCACCCAAUGAAGAAAUGGAUGAGCAGAAGACAGAUAGGGAAAGGAAGAAUCAGAGCUCGACAGGCUUGGCACAACCACGCCCAACACCGCAAGGAAGAGUGGCAGUGGUAUCAGUUGGCUUGUCGAGACAUUGAACGACGACACUUGGCUGCAGAGGCAGCAUAUGAACAGCUUCUACGGGAUGAAGAAGCAGAACGACAAUGCCAAUACCAUGAUGCCGUCAGAGCCUCUACAUCACGCAACCUUGAGCUUGAGUUCAUGGAAGUAGCUGGCCACAGGGUCUUCACUACGCCCUAUGCAAAUGUCUAUGCCCUAGUAGAAGUGAUGGCAGCCAUAGAAAACCCUACUCUAGAUCAGCAAUGA